Messenger RNA from Rhizophagus irregularis DAOM 181602=DAOM 197198, 453 nucleotides. Lineage: Eukaryota; Fungi; Glomeromycota; Glomeromycetes; Glomerales; Glomeraceae. The record is from RefSeq and is a predicted model, not a curated record.
UAGAUCCGGAACCAAAUGACUAUGGCGAAAUAGUUGCCUGGUUUGGGCGUGAUACCAUAUGGUAUACUCAUUGGCUGGGUGUUUAUUAUAACACCAAGCCAACGGAUUUUAUCUUAAAGGAACCGAAUACUUCCACUGUAGCUUUUACUGCUAACGGUGUAGCUAUGCAUCCAGGCGAUGAUGGUAGAUUCUCAGUCGUAAGAUUCACUGCACCAAAGGAUGGAAAUUAUGUUCUAGACACAACGUUCACACAUAUUCAUAGUUGUGCACGACAUUCAGGAGUUUACAUAAUAUAUAAUAAUCUAAUGACGCUUUGGGAAAUAGACCUAGCCGGUCCCAAAGAUUCAAGAUCGUUCAAAACGACUGAUAAAGGAAUUGCUGUUAGAGCAAAUGAGCCUAUCGAUUUUAUUGUGGGCGUUGGUCUAGAUAAUGUCUUCUAUUGCGAUAUGACUC